CCCUCCGGGUUCCUAUAACUUUUUCCUCCACCAUAAUAUCUCCUUCAGUUUUAGUACCACAUAACGUAGGAGGAUAAAAAAAUACUACCAUUGUGAAUUUAAUUUCAGUGUUAUCGGUGGAUGGAUUUAAUUAGUGCUUGUGUUGGUGUGUGAUAGAGUGAGCUUUAAGAAGACUGAGAGUUGACUGGUGCCGAGGCGAGUUAGAGGAGUGUGGUUGUAAUGGCUGCCAUGGUAUGAAAUUACCGAGGAUGGACGAGGCUUCGAGUCAAAACCAGCUGGGAGGGGGUGGUGGUCCGGCUGGUGUGGCCAACAGACAAAAUCUAGAAGAGCCGACUCAGCGAGUGCAGUACUCCAUCCCCGGGAUCUUACACUUCAUACAACAUGAAUGGGCGAGGUUUGAGAUGGAGCGCUCACAGUGGGAGCUGGAGAGGGCGGAACUUCAGGCCAAGAUUGCCUUCCUCAAUGGGGAAAGGAAAGGACAAGAAACAAAGAAUGACCUUGUCAGAAGAAUAAAAAUGUUGGAAUAUGCAUUAAAACAAGAAAGAGCUAAAUAUCACAAGCUAAAAUAUGGGACAGACUUAGUACAAGGGGACAUGAACCCGCCAGUUGAAGAGGGUGGUGAGGAAGUGCGGGUAGACACUGAUGCUAUACUGUCGACCAAUACAAAUGUAUCGUGGAAGCAGUCAAGACAUCUACUUAGGCAGUAUCUACAAGAAAUCGGGUACACAGAUACAAUCAUAGACUUACGGAGUAAUAGAGUAAGAUCAUUGUUAGGAAUUAGUAGUGGUGAAAAUGAGGAGAACCACAACAACAGUCCAGCCAUGAAUGGCUCCGACACAACCAAACGACAGCCUGAUUCCAAUCGAUGGAAUGUUCCAAAAAAGCCGCAGUCCACAUUAGAGGCUCAGAUACGUGAUGCAGAGAAAGCUGUUAUGGACAACUUUGACUUCUUACAAUCUGAAGGAAUGGAGAUGGAUGAUGACGACGAUGAAGAGGAGCCAGAGGAAGAGGAGGAUGUACAUAGACUCAAGAGUCCAAAGGUGGCAAAAGUGGCUUUAGAUGUUGAUGAUGUUGAUGGUGACUCAGUGGAACUUGACCAUGAAUUUCGCUUUCUGCCAGAAAUGGAGGACACUUCUCCUGGUGUUUUGGGGUUUGGUCCAGGCUCCCGUCGAGCAUAUGUUGGAGGGCCGGGGGGAGAGGAGGAUGCAUUGGAGGGUCUCGGGGAAUUAGCGCAGCUGACAGUGACCAAUGAGGCUGAUGCUACUUAUGAUCAGAUUUCAUCAACCAAAGAGAAUUUCCGGAAGACUUGGACAGCCAAAUACACAUUACGCUCACACUUUGACGGCGUGCGAGCCCUCUGUUUCCACCCACAAGAGCCCACUCUCAUUACCGCCUCUGAAGAUGCUACGCUGAAACUCUGGAACCUCCAAAAAACAGUACCAGCUAAGAAGUCUGCAUCUUUAGACGUAGAACCAGUUUACACAUUUCGUGGUCACUUGGGUCCUGUCUUAUGUUUGGCGAUGAACAGCGAUGGGGAAAAGUGCUACUCAGGAGGCAUCGACGGCACCAUACGCAUAUGGAACAUCCCUUCCUCCAAUAUUGAUCCUUAUGAUUCAUAUGAGCCGAGUGUGGUCGGAGGAAGUUUAUCAGGACACACAGAUGCAGUAUGGGGUCUGAACUUCCAUCCUCAGCGCCAACAUCUACUUUCUUGUGCGGCAGACUCUACUGUUAGAUUGUGGUCCGCAGAUGCCCGCUCGCCCUUACUAUAUACUUAUGCUGUAGAAAAAGAUGGCAUCCCCACUUCAGUUGACUUUGUUUAUGAAUCAAGCAACCAGUUUGUGUGCAGCUUUAACACAGCUAACUGCGUCAUAUUUGACCUGGAGACUGGUAAACCUGUCAUGCGUCUUGACACAGAACCUGAUCAAGGCAGCAAUUCUCUCAACCGACAGAUCAAUAGAGUUGUGUCUCACCCCACUCUGCCACUAACCAUCACUGGACACGAGGAUCGUCACAUUCGGUUCUGGGACAACAAUAGUGGUCGUUUAGUUCAGUCUAUGGUGGCUCACUUAGACUCUGUCACUUCCUUGGCUGUUGACCCUAACGGUCUCUACCUCCUCUCAGGCAGCCAUGACUGCAGUAUUCGCUUGUGGCAGCUAGACAGUAAACAGUGUGUGCAGGAGAUCACGGCCCACAGGAAGAAGUUUGACGAGAGCAUAUUUGACGUGGCCUUCCAUCCUAGCAAGCCAUUCAUUGCCAGCGCAGGAGCUGAUGCUCUAGCUAAAGUUUUCGUCUGAUCACAGAGCGACUCCGGUAGAGUCCCAAGUCCAAACCCCAAGUCGCUGCUGGAGGAGCAGAUUCCAGGGCUACAGUAUUCCUCUAAUGCCUCGGACUUACGUUGUGCAGAAGAUAUGUAGAAGUGCUGCGUUCAUGGUGAUGUGAACAGUACUGAGUAUCCACUUGGGAGUUUGAGACCUGAUUUUAAUAUUAGUUUUCUUUCCAAGAAGACAUUCAUUGAGCAUUUUAUCAGUACUUCUGAUGAAGCAUUCUGCAUUAUUUAUUGUUAUUAAAAUCACUCUCCUUUUGAAACUUAGGUUAGAUGGUGGUAAAAGUGAACCAGUUCGUGGUCUCAGGCUCUCAACCUGAAAACCUAAAUAAUGCUCUCUCAGCCGACACACUCAAUAGCUGGCCAAAUUCUUGAGUCAUUGUGUGAGCAUUAGGUUAUACUUGGUUCAGCUGGUUCUGAAUUAUGGUUGGUAUCUAUUGUUUUCUUCAUUACCCAGAUGUGUGAUAACUUAAAGAUGCCAAUUAACUUCAGAGUCGCCCCAUUCAAAAGUAUUUUUUAUAACCUUGUGGAAAUGUACAGAAUUUUGGGCUUACUGUGGUGGCCCGGAAUCAGCUCAAGCCGUAAUACUCUAAUUUAAGCCAGAUUCCACCCAAGAAUAAAUGGCUACAGUACACUUAAUAGAUUCAUAUUGGUGCAUAUGAAACCCUCUGUAGCAGACAGUGACCGACCCUGUAAAUUCCUAAUAUUAGCGGUAACAAAUAUAACGAGUCGCUAAAGUUAUAGGGUGGUACCACUGCCCUAAGUUUAAACAGACAUAGUUGUUGGAAUUAUACAAGAAUAGUUUAAGCAAAUGCCGUGGAUAUGUUAUGCUCGGUGGUGUUCUGUUUGGGAGACUGAAGGACCCAUGAGCUUACUGCAGAAAAAGAGUUACGGUCACUAACAGAGAAUGUGAGUUGAGUGAAACUCUCCUGGUGAAGCGGAUACAAUUCUCGACUAGUCUUUAAAGGGUUAACGUGGAAGUUGCCCUGUGGUUUAAGAAUACUGGCUUGCACGCAGACUCUAAUCAUGGGAUGGUUUACAUUCUUAUAUUUAUCUGUAAAUAAGACAGUUCACUUCUUGCUCAUAUUAGUAGGCAUAUUCUGUGCCAAAUGUUGCUGGGAAAAUAAUUGUUCUUGUUAUUGCAAAGGAAGAAUGUAUGUAAAUUCCAGUCAUUUACAAGAAAACUAGUUUUACAGAGGGUAAUGAAGCCCUUUGCUUACCUAGUGUAACAAGAUGAUAAGUCCAUGACCAGUUGCAGCCAUGGGUUGUUAGGUCAUACAAUCACUCCUGUAGACACUUGUGUUACACCACACUCACAAUAUGACUGACUGCCUCACACAAGUAUUAUUUGGAUUUGAUAAAUUAGAUUAGCUGUAGAGAAACACUAACCCAGACUCAACAACAACACGUGAGUUAAUCUUGGUGAAUUAUGUAAGAUGAAGAUGUCACUGAGAAAGGCUUUAUUUUUAUAUAUUUUUUUUAUAAACAAAAUGGAUUAUUUUCCCACCAGCACUUGGUUCAACCCACCCUCAUUGCAAUCUUCAUAAGCAUUAAUUUCAUUGUUUGUGAUGAUAUCAGAAAUUUUGAGCCUUGAAUUAUUUUAUAUAAUGAAAAUAUUACAAUUAAGUAGUGAAUAUGGAAAUAUACACUUCCUCUAAAUAGCUAAAACUGGUAAAAAAUGAAUCCUAAGUUUAAAAUGGUUAUAUUACUUAAUCUCAAAAAUAAAUUAAUGAACAUUUUAAUAAGUUAUCAACCCCAAAACCUUCAUUUAAAAUGUAUUAGUCAAUAUUAAUUAUUUUCACCUUGUGUGUGUGUGUGUGUGUGUAUAUAUAUAUAAACAAAUUUUGUUUACCUUCUAAUCUUUCUAAUAUGUAUAGGAUGAUGUUUGUCACAUAUAUUGGUUUAGGCAGCACCAGGAAACUUAUAGUUUUCUGCUCUCACAAGUUAUCCUUAACUGUACAUGUAUUUUGGCAACUUUUCAUCUGCCAAGGUGUGCCCUAAUUUUUUAUAUUACUUUUUUUUAAAUAUAUUGACUAACAUAGGUAGAAAAACUUAGACCACAUUGAAUAAAUAUAUCUGUCUUUUACAACUAUUAUGAUACUGUAACAUUUUAUUUUGUCUUCCCUUCCCCAUAAUAGCAUUUGGCAUAUUUUUAUUGAUGCAUUUUCACUGAUACCUCACAGAGUGUAACAGGUUCAGAAAUAUUGGUUAUAACCAAUUAUAUGAUAAACCAUAUCAAGGUGGAGAUGGAAAGAUUGGGUGAGAGGAGUGUGAGAGGGAUGCGAGUGUGUGUGGAGUUACUGAAGAAGAGGCACAAGCUGCUGAUGGUAUGUGUUAUACAUUUUAUAUUAUAUUACAGUACUUUGGGUCACAGCCACUAAAUAGAAAAUGGAUAACCUCAGAGGUUGAUAGAUAGCAUAUAUAUUAUGUGCUUAAAUGUGGCCAAAUAUAUUUAAUGUUCGCACAGCAGCAACAUUUCUUCCUUAUUGGUCUGGUAAUUUAUCAUAAUUUUGGACACAGAAGUAGAUUAUGUUUUCAUAGCAUUAAAUAAGCAAGGAUUUACCAAAGCCUUAACAAAUGUCAAAAUUUCUGCCUGUUUUCCUUCUCAGUUGAGGCAAAUGUUUGUGAAUUGUCUUCAUGUAGUAUGUAUUAAUUUCUUGUUGUAUGAAGGAACAUUUCUUUAAUGUCUCAUCCUGGGAGUGUUCAACAUAGCAGGGUAAAAUGUGAGCUUUUGGUUAUAGUCGGAGAGAGAGAGUGUGCAUGCAUGCGUGGAAGAGAGAGCGAGUGCUUGCGUAUGUGCGAGAGAGAGAGAGAUGAAAGGAGCUUUUAAAAUUAACUUCUGCCAAUGUAGCUUAGUCGUGUAUAUGAAUUAAUUGCGAUGAUUUCUGUAAUUUAAAUAAUAUUUUAAAAAGAAGAUAUCUCUUUGGUAACAACUAAAGUACUUGUGCACUUUCUUGUUCAUAAGGAAUUAACUUUAUAAGUUAAUACUUUAUUGGUUCUUGAUUCCAUCCCAUUUAUUAAGCAGACUUUUGCUGUUUAAAUAAUCAAAAUGCUUCUCCCAGUUUGGGAUCCCCAAUGUUGGUUAUUUUAUAAUUUGUUUAUUAUAUACAUUACUGUAUAUACAGUAUAUAUAUAUAUGUACAGGUAUAUGAGAAGUGACAGUAUUUGAAUGAGGUAACUAGGACAUGAUAGGGAGAGAGACUGAAGGUAAAGGAGUAGAGGAAAGUAGUAGAGCAUGGUGCAAGCAUCAAGGACCUGGAGUGUAUGAAAUAUACCUAACUUAAACUUAUCAUUUUCCUUUCACAUGCUAAACCAUAAAUAAUCCAGCUGAGACAGAUUUCAAAGGAACAUUAAAAAUAUUGUUUGUCAAGCAGGGAGAAAGGAGUGAGAGAGCAUUAUAGUUGUCCCGAUGAGGUUGUUGUUAUAGUGUUGUUUCAGUACUGCGCUUCAGCAAUGAAGGUUUUAAACGCGUAACAAAGUUAAUAAUGCACUAUCCAACACCAUUAAAAAUUAUGAGAUAGAACUCUCUGUAAUGAUGCUGUUUUGUUUUUAUAAUUCAAACAGACAUACAUCUACAUCUCUCCUACUUAAUGUAUAUUACAGUUGUUUUUUCAUAAACUGGUGAUGGGAAGCACACAGCAAAAUAUGAGUGUUGAAAGAAAAGUAUGAACUACUUUUGAGAUAUCUGACAGAAAUUAUUAGUGUAGUCAGUUCACACUAGUCAAUGUUGUGGAGAAGUGUUCUAGUCAGUCAACUAUACUUUGGCUUAAUAGUUGUUUAUGCACGAUAUAUACUGUAUUGGAGAUGACUGCUGGACCACUAUAAUGUUUCUAAGAGUUAUCUUUGAUUUAGAUUUAUUUUUAGUAAAUGCAAAUUUGUCUUUAUAAUUUGUUUAUAAUAAAGGAAACCCAAAUAGCAGUCCAUAUAUGGGGUAUUGGAUGAGUUAGAUGCUGAUGGGUAGUACUGUACUGUAGUACUAAUAUAUAAUGAUCGAUUUUGUUGAUACAAGUUGUCAUGUUUGUUAAAAUAAUGCAACAUAGGGAAUAUGCUCAAUCAUUUUGUUAUAAGAGUAUGUUCCAAUUAUGACUACAAUAUUUAAUUUUUUAUCACAACCUGGUAAUAGUAAUAUUUUUUAGCAUUCACUGUAGAUACUUCCCUGUCAUGUUGACCAAAAUUGAUCAGUAUAGCUUUUAAAAAAGAAAAAAAAAGGAAAUGAGUAGAAAGAGAAGGAACACAUGAGUCGUUGGUAGUAUUGAGCAAUAAUAAAAGCAUGUGACUAGUUA
This is a messenger RNA of Homarus americanus (American lobster), 6606 nucleotides long. RefSeq names its product striatin-3-like (gene Cka). The record is from RefSeq and is a predicted model, not a curated record. Gene Ontology annotation, molecular function: protein binding. Lineage: Eukaryota; Metazoa; Arthropoda; Malacostraca; Decapoda; Nephropidae.